UAAUUUCUCAGUUUUGUGUGAAAGAUUGUGUAAAUGAUAAAGCUGUUUUGUGAAAUUAAGUAAUAUAGAAUUAGUAAAGAACAAAAAUAAAAUUUUUCAGAAUGGCUAGUAGUGCUAUUGGUUUAAUGUCAAGAAAUAAACAAAUUCCCAUAUUAUUUACACAUUACAAAAGGUUUUUAAAGCCGACUUUGACAUCACAUAGAAAUAAUGCAACUGAAAAACGUAAUGAAGAACCUGAAGUACAACCAGCACAAGAUAAUGUACAACAACAAGAUCUUAGUAAAGAAAAUGAAACUCUAACGAAUGAAGUGAAGCAAUUGAAAGAAAAAGGAGACGAACUACUUGAUAAAUAUAAGAGAUCAUUAGCCGAUAAUGAAAACUUGCGUACUAGAUUAACAAAGCAAAUACAAGACGCUAAAAUUUUUGGUAUUCAAGGAUUUUGUAAGGACUUAAUUGAAGUAGCUGAUAUUUUAGAAGCUGCCACAAUUUCAGUACCGAAAGAAGAAAUUUCUGAUAAAAAUCCACAUUUAAAAAGUUUAUACGAAGGUUUAACAAUGACUUCGAAAUCUUUACAAAGUGUAUUUCAACGAAACGGUUUAGAACAAGUGAAUCCGGUAAAUGAAAAAUUCGAUCCAAAUUUCCAUGAGGCACUGUUUCAAAAAGAAGAUGCUGAUAUUAGUCCAAAUACUGUUAUCCAAGUUAGUAAAGUUGGAUAUAAAUUACAUGGUAGAUGCAUAAGACCGGCUUUAGUGGGUGUGUCGAAAGCUAAAUAGGAUACUGUUUAUUUUCGAAAAUUUUCUAUAUGAAAUAAAUAUAUUAAACGGUUAAACUUUAUUAAAUAAUAAACCACAAACACUUUUGUUUUAUAAUUUAUAUUCAUUUAAUUAGUUAAUAAAAAAGUUCAAAAACCAGUAGAUAA
Molecule: messenger RNA, 919 nt
Organism: Condylostylus longicornis
Lineage: Eukaryota; Metazoa; Arthropoda; Insecta; Diptera; Dolichopodidae
Gene: Roe1
Product: grpE protein homolog, mitochondrial
Exons: 1
Coding region: 102-773 (223 amino acids)
Biological process (GO): protein import into mitochondrial matrix; protein folding
Cellular component (GO): PAM complex, Tim23 associated import motor
Molecular function (GO): protein-folding chaperone binding; adenyl-nucleotide exchange factor activity; protein homodimerization activity
Source: RefSeq, a predicted model, not a curated record